Molecule: messenger RNA, 599 nt
Organism: Ruditapes philippinarum (Manila clam)
Lineage: Eukaryota; Metazoa; Mollusca; Bivalvia; Venerida; Veneridae
Product: small ribosomal subunit protein uS15
Exons: 6
Coding region: 86-541 (151 amino acids)
Biological process (GO): translation
Cellular component (GO): cytosolic small ribosomal subunit; ribosome; nucleolus
Molecular function (GO): small ribosomal subunit rRNA binding; structural constituent of ribosome
Source: RefSeq, a predicted model, not a curated record
GUUUUUUAAGAACGGCAUUUAACCCAAUUUACGCAACGUUUCGGACAUGUGCUACAUACGGGUUCUUUUCAACUAAAUUUCCAACAUGGGUCGCAUGCACAAUCCUGGAAAGGGUAUAUCCCAGUCAGCACUCCCUUACAGACGAUCAGUUCCAACAUGGUUGAAACUGACAUCAGAAGAUGUUCAAGAACAGAUUUUUAAGCUGGCAAAGAAAGGAUUGACUCCUUCACAGAUUGGUGUGAUUUUGAGAGAUUCUCAUGGUGUGGCUCAAGUGAGAUUUGUCACUGGAAACAAAAUUUUGAGAAUCUUGAAGGGAAAGGGUCUUGCAUCGGACAUCCCAGAAGAUCUCUAUUACCUGAUCAAGAAAGCUGUCAACAUCAGAAAACAUUUAGAAAGAAACAGGAAGGACAAGGAUGCCAAGUUCAGACUGAUUCUUGUAGAGAGCAGAAUUCACAGAUUGGCCAGAUACUACAAGACCAAGAGAGUUCUGCCACCAACCUGGAAAUACCAAUCCGCCACUGCUGCAGCUAUGGUACAGUAAAGACUUUAUAGAUGUCGUACCUUGUACAGUCUCUCUAAAUAAAUGAAAAAAAUCUGAA